AUGUACCGACAGACAGUUGACCCGCGUGCGAGCGAAGUGAUGUGUUUGUGCCGGCUACGUGUUGGUCAAUUGGCGGCGGCGAUGGUGGCUGCGUUGGAGCGCCAUCGAGUAGGUCGACAGUUGUUGCAUGGCAAUGUAUCGUGUACCCGUUGUGGGAAUCCGAGUCAUGGCUUGUGUCACCUAAAGUGUCUGGAGUGGGAUUAUAUUAAUGAAUUUUACAAGGUUCACUAUACCCGAUUAAAUGACUUUCUGAGCGAGGCAAAUGUGACCGAAUGGUCGAGCCGAUUUGUGUGCAUAGUAUGCAAGCUGACCACGGCAGACCCGUUCUACAAAGUGCAGAAGAUCUUCGGCAUCCAGUACCACGCACCGGUCCAUGGUUGCAAUUUCCGCGAAGACCCUCCCCGCUAUUCACAAGCCUCAGGUGGCAAGUGCGACGUGGGCAUGCGGGUCGUAGUCAACAGCCGCGAAGCCACUCAGUGUCUCGAAAAGGGCUUCGGGCUCCAAGUGCGAGUUUUCAAGCUGAAGUUUGAUAACACCUGCUACCCAAAAUUCCCUAACGGAGAAGUGGAAAUACAUUUCAGCUAUGGAGUCACAGAAAGUUCCGAGAAGCUUAAGAGGCCACCCAACAUGAGAUUAAGACAAGACCAUUUCGUCAAUGUCAACGACCAGCUACUAAGAUAUAUAGCUAACAACAACAACUCCUUAUCCAGGCAACCUAGUGUUCGGAUAGUUGGUGAGUUCGAUGGGAUCGCAGAUGGUCCCUAUAUAUUUGCCCUUGCUAUCGUCGAACCAGACAAACCCGAUGCCUGGUACAAACGUCUUAAGGCAACGACAACCUUACCCAUCAAACUGGCCGAAGAGUUUGUCAGAAACGCAUUUUUUGGCCAAGGCAAAUCUCUUACCCGAGGACCACUCGAUGACGAAUUAGACAUCAUCGAUUUCGCUCGAAAUGUCAAGCUCACCUGUCCCUCCACCAUGCUCAAAAUCGACGAACCAGCACGCGGAAUUAAUUGCCUCCACGUCCAGUGCUUCGAACUCGAAUAUUACGUCCACUCGCAAAAUGCUGUUCAUCAGGCGCAACGCUGGCGUUGUCCCAUCUGCAAACUGCCAUGCAGACCUGAAGACAUUAUCAUCGACUCAUGGCUACAAGACAUACUACAUCAAACCUCCGAAACUGACAAAUUAAUCGAGGUAUAUGAGGAUCAGUUGACUCAUGAUUUGAAGUGGAAACUGAUUAAACAAGAGGCGAAGAAAAAGCGGCACCCCAACCCUGAGUUAGCUGCGGCGAAAGAGCCGGCCCUAGCACCGGAGAUCAUCGACUUGUGA
Gregarina niphandrodes is the source of this 1326-nucleotide messenger RNA. RefSeq names its product MIZ/SP-ring zinc finger protein. Gene Ontology annotation, molecular function: SUMO ligase activity; zinc ion binding. Bases 1 to 1326 code for a protein of 441 amino acids. The record is from RefSeq and is a predicted model, not a curated record. The transcript is spliced from 2 exons. Lineage: Eukaryota; Apicomplexa; Conoidasida; Eugregarinorida; Gregarinidae. Gene Ontology annotation, biological process: protein sumoylation.